Molecule: messenger RNA, 1927 nt
Organism: Micropterus salmoides (largemouth bass)
Lineage: Eukaryota; Metazoa; Chordata; Actinopteri; Centrarchiformes; Centrarchidae
Product: G2/M phase-specific E3 ubiquitin-protein ligase-like
Exons: 4
Coding region: 122-901 (259 amino acids)
Molecular function (GO): ubiquitin-protein transferase activity
Source: RefSeq, a predicted model, not a curated record
GUUACAUACAGCCAUAUUUCCGGUUGGGGCGGGACCGGAUGCCCCCCCUCUUAUCAGUUACAUACAGACAUCCGGUGGGGUGGGGGGACCGGAAAUAGCUGUCAAAAAUGAGUUUGAUGGAAUGUAUUGGAUACUUCUCUCUCUAAUGUCAAUUGCCCAUGGGGGGCAGAGUCCAUGUUUCCUCUCUGAACUCUUGUAUGAGUGUCUUCAAAAGGGUCCAGACAAUGUAAAGGUCAAAACUGAACACAUUACUGAUGAAGAAACAAGGUCACAGGUUCAGUUGAUCUUACAGGCUGAGACUGAUUCACAACUGCAAGAGGCAGUUGCACAGGCAGCCAGCUUGAUCAGUCUUGCUGGUCACAAUGUUCGCAUAACCCUGGAAAACAAACAAGAGACUGCUUUGGACUUGGCUCACUGGUAUGUCCUCCAGCGAACCCGUGCACCGUUUGAAAGGUUCAGAGAUGGGUUAACAUCUCUUGGUGUCCUUGAUGCUAUCCAGAGAUACCCUCUACAAAUAAAGUGCCUUUUUGUGAAGCCCGAAAAGGGUUUAACAGCUGCUGAUGUGGAGAAUCUCCUCCAGAUCAUACACUCUGAAAGAGGGAGUAAUGCAUUCCGAGAAGAGUGCCGGACCCUGGCUUUCUGGCAAGACUAUCUUCAGGAUGCUGAAAUUGAAAAUGAUGUCUCUCUGGAGGAUAUUCUUGUUUUCUUCACUGGAUGUGACAGCAUUCCAGCACUGGGUUUCUCUCCGAAGCCAAGCCUUGAGUUCAUCACCCACUCCCGAUUUCCAGUAGCCAAUACUUGCGAAAAUAUUCUUCGCAUACCAGUUUAUGCAGUAUACACGGAUUUUAAAUCUAACAUGGAUUUUGCCAUACGCAAUUCACCAGGAUUUGGAAGAGCGUGAGAGGUAAUAUUAUGAAGGGCUUGUGGAGCUUGAGAUAUGAUGAGGAUAUAUUUGUUUUGUUUUUUAGUGCAAGGUUUAUUUCCUUCUGUUAUUCCCCAAGACGAAAAAUGCACAGUAAAACAAGUAAGUUUUAUUUGAAGAUAUUUCAAGCCAUGUUUUUCUGUUUUAGAUUUAAUAAGGUGCACCAUGUAAACUUUUUUUCAGUUGAUAAAUGUGAGGCACUUUUUGUUGCAUUUUUGUCAGCCAGUCCUCUAACCUGAGAAACAAUAUCCUGUUUGUCUCCACCCUCUGAUACGGCCCAUAACAGUGUUAGAUUGAUAAGUGCCCAAAAUACCACAGAUAUGGAUACAAUGUCGGAAAUCCCUGUUGCAUUUGGGCUAUGACAAUGCCAGGGGCUUGGUUAAGUUUGGUCACAAAGCCAAUUUGAUUAUGGUUGUGAAAAGAUCAUGGUAAGGGUUAGUAUGAGAUCAUUACAUGAUAAUUGUCCGAAUGGUAAAAAUAAUAAGCACAGUUAUGGUUAAUAGUGCUCAGAUUUGGGGUUGAAGGCUAGAUGUAGCUAAACCACUGUACUUAACUGUGGGUUGUUUAAAAAACAAAAAAAAACAGGUUGCUCAAACAACCCAUUAGCAAAUUUUGUACAGGAGGAAGGCUCACUGUAGCUACUUGUUUUUAUCAGUGUUGGCCAGCCCCAUUGCUAUGGCUCAUUAUUCAUUAUAUAGGUUGUGGUAUGGCCUUCUAACAAAUAAAUUGUUCUGUGUUCCUACUUUGUGUGUACUAGCUUACUGUCCUUUUAGUAUGUAUUGUGGCGGUAUAUGUGCAUCCCAGGCUUUAAAUGUAAUAUUUUUUCAUUAGAUACUUAGAACUACACAAAAUUAGUUUAAGAAGUAAGAAAAAUAGGGUUCAUCGUCAUCAAUAGUGUUACAUUAAUACAUUAUGUAUAAUAAUACAUAAUGUUAUACACACAGCAUGAAUUUAUAUGGUGAUAACUUCUAUGGGUUUUCAUGAAAUAAAAAUGUAUUAUAAGCA